Messenger RNA from Homarus americanus (American lobster), 4013 nucleotides. It is a transcript of the gene Psn, whose product is annotated as presenilin-2-like. NCBI's taxonomy places the organism in Eukaryota, Metazoa, Arthropoda, Malacostraca, Decapoda, Nephropidae. The record is from RefSeq and is a predicted model, not a curated record. Gene Ontology annotation, biological process: protein processing; membrane protein ectodomain proteolysis; Notch receptor processing. Gene Ontology annotation, cellular component: perinuclear region of cytoplasm; membrane raft; nucleus. The transcript has 11 exons. Bases 100 to 1746 code for a protein of 548 amino acids. Gene Ontology annotation, molecular function: aspartic endopeptidase activity, intramembrane cleaving.
CCGCCAGGUGGCUCUGACGACACAAACACAGGCUACAGUGUCAACAGGGAAAGUGUGACUCAUCUGUCAUAUCUCUGCUAAUUGUACCUUCUGUUACUGAUGGACGGCCACGUUAAUAUUGACAGAGAUGACAAAGUGGUAGCUGUGGAGGAUAGUGUUAAUAAAGGAGUGAAAAAGAAAAGGAGAUCCCAGAACCAAGAAGAUGCGUCAGGAGGUCAGCCACCCACACAGAGCAUACAGCCAGGAGCUCAGAAUGAUGGAGGUGUGGCGUUAGACACUAAUGCUGCCUUCUCAAACGAUCACGUACAAGAAAAUGGUCCUCAGGGAGUUGUGAGACGACACCAAAGAGGUGGAGGUGGAGCAGAACAGGAGCCAGCUGGAAGUGCACCCCCAGCUAGAAGAGGGACUACACAAGAAACCAGGCAAAGUCGUCAUCCUCCUGGAGAAUGGGAAGAAGUAGAGGAAGAGGAAGAAGAGCUUAAGUAUGGAGCACAACAUGUGAUAAAGCUGUUCAUCCCUGUGUCUCUCUGCAUGCUGGUGGUUGUUGCCACUGUAUCUUCAGUUACAUUCUACACAGAGAAGGGAACUUACUUGUUGUACACUCCAUUUCAUGAGGAGUCUCAGAGCAUUGGGGAUAAAGUGUAUGAUGCCUUGAGGAACGCGCUAAUACUUCUGGGUGUGGUGGUUGCUUUAACCAUCGUGCUUAUAAUACUCUACAAGAAGCGAUGUUAUAAGAUCAUCCAUGGGUGGCUGCUCAUGUCUUCUUUACUGCUCCUCUUUAUUUUCACCAUAAUAUAUAUGAUGGAGCUACUCCGUGGGUAUAACCUUGGAAUGGACUGGAUCACUGUAUCUAUAUGUGUGUGGAACUUUGGCGUGAUGGGGAUGGUGAGCAUCCACUGGCAUGGACCACUGCGCCUCCAGCAAGCUUACCUGAUCUUCAUUGCCUCACUCAUGUCCCUCAUGUUUAUCAAGUAUCUUCCUGAAUAUACACUCUGGAUGGUCUUGGCUGUCAUCUCUAUCUGGGAUUUGGUCGCUGUGUUGUCUCCCAAGGGCCCACUGCGUAUAUUGGUCGAGACUGCGCAGGAGAGGAAUGAGCCUAUAUUCCCUGCUCUCAUCUAUUCUUCUAACAUCAUGUACAGCACUUUGGGCAUGGCAAAAUCCUUUGAUAAUGAAAAUGAUGGUGCCUCAAGCUCUCGUAGCAGACACCAGGAUGACUCAAAUGCUGCUGGAGAUGGAGCAAUGGAGGGCCAAGCUGGUGCACAGAGAGAAGGAGAUACCACAAGGAGGAGGCAUGCAGAAAAUGGACAUGUGGCUGGAGAUGGAGAUGCUGGUUUCACAGAGGAAUGGGCCCUACAUAAUGAUGAGCGAGCUUUGAGGAGACGAGAACAGGUUAAUAGCCAUCUCCGUCAAAACACUGCAAAUGUUGAAUACCCACAACCUCAUCCCCGUGACCUUACUGCAGAAGAAGAAGAAGAAAGAGGUGUGAAACUUGGACUGGGAGACUUCAUUUUCUACUCUGUCCUGGUUGGCAAAGCUUCUUCAUAUGGUGAUUGGAACACCACCAUUGCUUGUUUCAUUGCCAUUCUAAUUGGGUUGUGUCUGACUCUGAUCAUGCUGGCCAUUUUCAAGAAAGCCCUGCCAGCCUUACCCAUAUCCAUCACAUUUGGCCUUAUCUUUUAUUUCUCAACAUCUUUACUAGUUGUGCCAUUCACAGAGCAGCUUGCAAGUGAACAGGUUUAUAUAUAGUACAAGCCACAGUUUAAAACCAACUAGGUAAAUAUUUAAGGAAACUUUCCACAGUGGACCAUGAGCAAGAACAAGUGUGUAUAUAUACUGAGUGUCACAUUAAAGUAGAUUCACUGGUUGGUGGUACUGUAGUGCAGGAGGAAAAAAUGAUGAACAUCAUUGAAGAAGGAAAAACUGCCAUUAAGGUAUUGUAAGCCAUAAUACAGUACAGGGUAUUUGUCUUUUUUUUUCAGUUUUAAAAAUGAAUAAUUCUUACAACAAAUUGAGACCAGCUAUUAUACAUAACCUACCCAGUGGUUUUCGUUUGUGGUAAAUUAAAAGGUAAGAGCAUCACGACAAUUGUGCUAAAAUUUUAUUCAAGUAAUUUAUAAAUAUUUUACAAGACAAGUGAUGUUCAUAAGGAAAAAAAUAUAAAAAGUUUUUUCCAACAACUGAUUGUAAAAUCCAUGAGUCAUAAUAUCUGAGAAACUUUUGGUAAACCUAAGCAAGUUUGUCAUGUUCAUGUAAGAAUAUGACCAUACUCUUUUAUUAUCUUUGUAGUAAUAUAGGAUUGUAUUUAUGUCUUUCAUGCUUUAAGUUGUAUUAUGUUUAGGAUCUGAUGUCAUAGCUACUGUAGAUAUUUAAGAGAGUCUGUACAGUGCCUGCAUAUGGUACUGUCGCAAUUUGGUACAACUUUUUAUUCCUACACUGAUUUUAUAUACGCAUACACACAGUAAUCUGUAUGUAUAUAAUGUGUCAUGCUAAAUAAGGAUAAUCCAGCAAUUAAGCCUUAGAAUGCAUCUUGAAAUUUUUUGCCAAAUAGGAAUAACUUCUUUAUUUUAAUGCUGAAGCUUGAAGGAAACUAAUUCAUGUAUACAGGUAGUAAAAAUGAACUAUGUUUCAUUGGGGACUCUUUUGCUACCACACCAUAUAAAUGUACCUAAAUUAGUUUAGGUUAGCUUAGGUCCGACUAGUUUAGUUAGCUUAUCAAUGAUUCUAUGCAUUUACAAUUUGUAUUAUGAUAAUCUGUGUGAUCAUUCCUGUAUACAGACCAGUUUAAAUUGAAAAUAUAUAUAUUUCACAAUUACUGUACAGAGUCUGUAUUUAGCGUGACUCGUGUAUAAUCAGUAAGCACUCUAAUUAAUGGGUCUCUUCUGAACACCUUUUCUACUAAACAGAAUGUGAUCAAGUGUGUUAACCUGUUAACUAUGAAAAAUUCACAUUGAUUGGUUAGCCUCCAACCUCUUUAAGUUUAGGAUUAAUACAAUAAUAUACAUAAUACUUGUAAUGGUAACUUAAUGUUUUAUUAAUACAGUUGUAAGGAAUUGUGUUUAAUGGUUAUAAUAUUAAAGGUAACAUUCUCAUAAAUAAAGUUGUGCUCUUAGAUCACUAAAAAUGUUUCUACGAAACAGGAUUUUUAACUUAAGGGACCAUCCUACACUAUUUGCCCCAUUAAUUACAGACUUUACUGUACAGUACAGUGCUGUGCUGUAAUAUACAUGUCGUGCAUUUUAGGGAUAAUCAUCUGAUUAUACUUUAAUACGUAACAUACAGUAUAGCUUUUAUUAUUGUUUUUGUACAAGUAACCACUAAAAUUAGUUCUUGUGGUAAAAUGGACUUUGUUUUAAUACAUUCUUACGGUACAUUGUAUUGUUUGAGACAUUCUUUGCUCUCUAAACCAUAACCAAAUUUUACCUUAGGUAGGUCAGAUUAGGUUAGGUUACAUUAUCUUAUCUUAAGUUAGGUUAGUACUGAUGAUACUGACUUACAGUUUGUAUUAUAUUUAUCUACAUGAUUGUUCCUAUGUACACAUUAGUUUUUUGUUUUUAAUCAGAAAUAUGUUGCAAUUAUUGCUAAGAUAAAGAGCACAUUAAAUAAAAUACUGUAUCCAGUAAUACUGUACAUAUUUUCUCAAGGAAAACUGUCAUUUAAAUACUUAAAUUGUUGCUGCUUUUGAAGAAGACAUGUACAGAAAUGAAUGAAUGAUGAUAUGUGUAAACUCUUGCAGAUGUUACAAAUAAAUUGUGACAUUUUGUUAAGUGGAUCUUAGAUUUUUAUAUCACAAGUUAGAAUAAUUUUUAUGAGGGCACUUGUCACAAUUGCAUCUAAAGAGUCAUAGCAUAGCUGAUACAGAUCUUAAGUUCUAGUAUCAACAACAGUGAUUGAGAGAGAGUGCUGAUUGCUUUACUCUGGCAAAUUUACCUCCCUGAGUGUUUCUGUGAUUUGCGACUUGAUUUCCUGUAACAAAAAUGUUUAUACAAAUACAGUAGUAAUAUUUUUUUGUUUUA